Messenger RNA from Onychomys torridus (southern grasshopper mouse), 3977 nucleotides. It is a transcript of the gene Syt4, whose product is annotated as synaptotagmin 4. The record is from RefSeq and is a predicted model, not a curated record. Gene Ontology annotation, molecular function: phosphatidylserine binding; calcium ion binding; clathrin binding. Gene Ontology annotation, biological process: regulation of calcium ion-dependent exocytosis; cellular response to calcium ion; regulation of dopamine secretion. The coding region runs from base 276 to 1553 and encodes 425 amino acids. Gene Ontology annotation, cellular component: membrane; axon; synapse. The transcript has 4 exons. Lineage: Eukaryota; Metazoa; Chordata; Mammalia; Rodentia; Cricetidae.
AGGUGCUGAUUUCAGCCCUGUAGCGUCAGGAUUGCGUCAAUUCGGGUUUCUGCCACGUCUGGAGUCUCGGAGACAAGCUUUUCAGAAGAGCCCAAACAGGAACAGGGCAGGGCGGCACAUUGCUGAUAGCAAGCGCGGACCUUCCUCCAGCCCCUCCCGCUGCCGGUGCGGGUCCCCGGAUCGGCUGUAACUCCCCGGGAAGCCUUGUUCCAGGGUCCUUCCAGGUGCAUCUGCCCGGAGUUCCUUCAGCACCUCGGACAGAGCACGCAGAAAACAUGGCUCCUAUCACCACCAGCCGCGUGGAAUUCGAUGAAAUUCCCACUGUAGUGGGGAUCUUCAGUGCAUUUGGCCUUGUCUUCACUGUCUCUCUCUUUGCUUGGAUCUGCUGCCAGAGAAGAUCAUCUAAGUCCAACAAGACUCCUCCAUACAAGUUUGUGCAUGUGCUGAAAGGAGUUGAUAUCUACCCUGAAAACCUAAGUAGCAAAAAGAAAUUUGGAGGAGAUGACAAAAAUGAAGUUAAGAAUAAACCAGCUGUGCCAAAAAUUUCAUUGCAUCUUGAUCUGGAGAAGCGAGAUCUCAAUGGCAAUUUCCCCAAAACCAACCUCAAAGCUGGCAGCCCUUCUGAUCUAGACAACGUGACCCCAAAGCUCUUUACAGAGAGAGAAAAGGAGGCCAUUUCCCCUGAGAGCUUGAAGUCUAGUACUUCCCUCACUUCAGAAGAGAAGCAAGAGAAGCUGGGGACACUCUGCUUGUCUCUUGAGUACAACUUUGAGAAGAAAGCGUUUGUGGUGAACAUCAAGGAAGCCCAGGGUUUACCAGCCAUGGAUGAGCAAUCCAUGACCUCUGACCCGUACAUCAAAAUGACCAUCCUACCAGAGAAGAAGCAUAAAGUGAAAACCAGAGUGCUGAGGAAGACACUGGACCCUGUUUUUGACGAAACCUUCACCUUCUAUGGGAUUCCUUAUCCCCACAUCCAAGAGUUGUCCUUGCACCUCACAGUUCUGAGUUUUGACAGGUUUUCAAGAGAUGAUAUCAUUGGAGAAGUCCUGAUUCCUCUUUCGGGGAUUGAAUUAUCGGAUGGAAAAAUGUUAAUGAAUAGAGAGAUCAUCAAGAGAAAUGCUAAGAAGUCUUCUGGACGGGGUGAACUUCUGGUCUCUCUCUGUUAUCAGUCCACUACAAACACGCUCACUGUGGUUGUCUUAAAGGCACGGCACCUGCCGAAGUCUGAUGUGUCUGGACUUUCAGAUCCCUACGUCAAAGUGAACCUGUACCACGCCAAGAAGAGAAUCUCUAAAAAGAAGACUCACGUUAAAAAAUGCACUCCCAACGCAGUGUUCAAUGAACUGUUUGUCUUUGAUAUUCCCUGUGAGAGUCUUGAAGAAAUAAGCGUUGAAUUUUUAGUUUUGGAUUCUGAAAGGGGAUCCCGAAAUGAGGUGAUUGGGCGGUUGGUCCUGGGUGCCACAGCUGAAGGAAGUGGUGGGGGGCACUGGAAGGAGAUCUGUGACUUUCCCAGGAGACAAAUUGCUAAGUGGCAUAUGCUCUGUGAUGGGUAGUUUCCUGGCCAUGAGUUGGAGCUUAAAGAUUUUUACUAGGCGAGAAGCAAUUUUCUUUGUUAUACAUGAUUAUAAGCUUGUGGCACAGCAAGCUAGCUUAUUUAUUUAUUUAUUUAUUUAUUUAUUUAUUAUUUUGGUUAGAAGUGGAUUAAAUUAGUAGACCAGAAAACAGUUGUAAAUGUGUAUCUUGAUAAUUUUCUCCUUUAUUAGAGGUGUUGGCUAAAUUUUCCUAAGAUACUCAGUUUCCCUCUGUGUGGUCUUAAGUGGGCCAACCAAGCCUAUUAUGAGCGAGCACUCUAGCUUAAUCUCAAGUCACAGGCAGGUGUGCAUUGUAGGUGAUGAUGUCACUUUUGCCUUUGUAGCAGGAGUCCAGGUGAUAGUUAAGAGUUCAAAAUGAAAACCACACCUUUGUGUAUGAAUAUUAACCCAUGUUUCUUCAGGUUGGGGAGAUAAGGUUUUAUUUAAAUCCAAAGAUAUUUCAGAAAUGUCCUCAAGUCUGUUUCUUAGUUCGAUAUGUCAUGUACAAAUGGUUGUCCUAUAUAUCAAAGAUAUGCUGUCAUUUCCAUUUGGUUUGUAAUUAUUUGAUACAAUCUCAUCAUAAAAAGGGUGACUUGGGUUCAUUUCACAAAGACAGCAAACAAGUUGAGAUAUUAAUUUAUUAAAGGGCUGAAUUGAAGAACACUGUGGUUGCGAUGAGAUUUUUUUUUGUUCCUUAAGAUCAUGUAAAAUGUAACUUCACAUAAGAACCAUGGUCUUGAAUUAUUCACUGCCCGUUACAAGCCUCAGUGUGGCCGAAGAUACUCCUAUUUACCUUUGUGAAGCUGUUGGACUAUCUAGUGGAAAAAAAUAAACUUAAGCUAGAAAUUCAGUUAGGAAUACAGUUUUUUUUUUUUUUAAAUAAAAAUCUAUCAGUGUACAGAUGUGUUUUCAAGGCUGUCUUUCCCCCUCAAAGAGGGCGUGGCUACCUAAGUUUUUGGCUUAUUCUUUCCCAGGAAGACCUAAGCUACUUAAAGAGAAACAAAAGAAAAGAAAACAUGUGUUAAAUUCUGUGUGUUGUCAGGUUGAAAUCAACCACAUUAAGUAAAAAGACUAAGACAAACGACGAAUAAGCCUAUCAGAAUUUACAAAUAUUCAUAAAAUAUACUUAAGCUGUAAAAUUAGCACAGACAUGUGUGUUCUGCACUAUCUUUGGAGGCCAACUUGUCUUGAGCUGUUAUUUUUAAGAUAGUUUAAAGAAUCGUGUCUUGUGCUACUCCGAGUUGCUAAGCUCUGAAAUUCUUGCAAAACUUGUUGGAGGCAAGCAGAGCUCUGGCAUUUUCUGGGAAGACUUAACUCUAUGGUGAUGUCUUUAUAUUUGAGUUGUUAGAGAAUCCUGAGUGUGACUUAGGUCCAGCCGAAUUAUUAAAUAUGCAAGUUAGAGAUGAUGUCUCCUGAAAACUUUACCCUUUGAGUCCAGUUUUGUGGCCGUACUUUAGACAUUGUUGAGAAUGUGUUUGAUAUCACAGUGUUUGUAAAUUCAAUGAAGACGUAUUUCCAAACUACUUGUCUGUGCUUUUUACGAUGACAACAAAAGUCCAACUUCCUGUAAGGAAGUGUAUUCCAUUCUGUCUGGACAAAAACUGAAAUGACCUCUUUCAUGCUUUUCCCAUACUCACUGUCAUCCAGUGACAAUGUCAUCUCACACCCCUGUCUACUCUUGCAGUCUGUGAAGACAACACGGAAUGAACUGCCAUCGUGUGAAAUUUGGGGAGGCCAGAAGGCCUUUGUAUGGAUGGACAUUUGAUGUCAUAGGCCAUGGAAUGUAGUAUAGCUUGGAGCUCUAAUGUCACGAGGCAUCCUUUCCAAGUCUCCUACAGAGAGGCAGGAAGUUGAUGGUGAUCCAGUUUAUAGGAUGUUUACUGGAAAAGAUUUUUUUUUUUUUUAAAAUAGAAAACAAGUCUGACAACAGAUGCUUUUAAAAUCACGUUAAAAUGUUUGUAAAUAGUUUUUUAGUUUCACAAUUUCAAGUGUUUUGAAGGUGGUAAGUUGAUUAAAACUAUUUAUAACUGGUUUUAAGGAAAAGAAAGAGAAAAGCAAGGAAAGAGUUGAAACAGGCAGGGAGGUGAGUGAUCUCAUCGUUUCUGAAAAUUGUACUGUUUAUAACGUAUUACAAUAUCAAUGUGAAUAUCCAACUCUGCUAAAAUUCCUGCACUGUAUUAAACAUGUAAAUUAAUUACUGUCUGCUUAGCCAGGCAAGCCACCCAAAUAGGGAGGUUGCCGUGUCUGAAGAACUGUGUGAUUCAGUAACUGACUUGUUCUGACUUGUUGUAGUUCAGUAGAAGUGAUCUGGAGGAAAGCAUGGUGUAAGGGAGAUGGCGUCUGUUCUUUUGUGCCAGCACUGUAUGUUUGUAAGACAUGAAUAAACUGCUGCUUUUGCCCAAACAA